Messenger RNA from Marmota monax (woodchuck), 1962 nucleotides. It is a transcript of the gene Dpagt1, whose product is annotated as dolichyl-phosphate N-acetylglucosaminephosphotransferase 1. The record is from RefSeq and is a predicted model, not a curated record. Lineage: Eukaryota; Metazoa; Chordata; Mammalia; Rodentia; Sciuridae. Gene Ontology annotation, biological process: dolichol-linked oligosaccharide biosynthetic process; protein N-linked glycosylation. The coding region runs from base 243 to 1469 and encodes 408 amino acids. Gene Ontology annotation, molecular function: UDP-N-acetylglucosamine-dolichyl-phosphate N-acetylglucosaminephosphotransferase activity. The transcript has 9 exons. Gene Ontology annotation, cellular component: membrane.
UGAUAGUUCUUUUGCAAUCAAGAUCCGGGCGGAAACUCUGGAUGGGCAGGUGCAGCCCGGCAGAGCCGAGGUUGCUUUGUAAAGCUUUCUGGGGAUCCCGAGAGCGAGUCAAAUCAGAGUUGUUGGGUUUUGCUCCCGCUGACUCUGCUUGUGAGGAGCGGCCAAUGCUGAGGCCUCAGGGCUAUUGCCUAGCUUGCCAGUUAGCUGAGUAGGCGGCGGAGCGGUGCCCCUAGCGGGUUAACAUGUGGGCCUUUCCGGACUUGCCCGUGCCGCUGCUGGUGAAUUUGAUCGGCUCGUUGUUGGGAUUUGUGGCUACACUCACCCUCAUCCCAGCCUUCCAUGGCCACUUUAUCGCCGCGCGCCUCUGUGGCCAAGACCUCAACAAAACCACUCGGCAGCAGAUCCCAGAAUCCCAGGGAGUCAUCAGUGGUGCAGUUUUCCUUAUCAUCCUCUUCUGCUUCAUCCCUUUUCCUUUCCUGAAUUGUUUUGUGGAGGAGCAAUGUAAGGCAUUCCCCCAUCAUGAAUUUGUGGCCCUGAUAGGUGCCCUUCUUGCCAUCUGCUGCAUGAUUUUCUUGGGCUUUGCUGAUGAUGUACUCAAUCUGCGCUGGCGCCAUAAGCUACUGCUGCCCACAGCUGCCUCACUACCUCUCCUCAUGGUCUAUUUUACCAACUUUGGCAACACAACCAUUGUGGUACCCAAGCCCUUCCGACCAAUUCUUGGCCUGCAUCUGGACUUAGGGAUCCUUUACUAUGUCUACAUGGGGCUGCUGGCAGUGUUCUGUACCAAUGCCAUCAAUAUCCUAGCAGGGAUUAAUGGCCUAGAGGCUGGCCAGUCUCUAGUUAUCUCUGCUUCCAUCAUUGUCUUCAACCUGGUGGAGCUGGAAGGUGAUUAUCGAGAUGAUCAUGUAUUUUCCCUCUACUUCAUGAUACCCUUUUUUUUCACCACCUUGGGAUUAUUCUAUCAUAACUGGUAUCCAUCACGAGUAUUUGUGGGAGAUACCUUCUGCUACUUUGCUGGCAUGACCUUUGCCGUGGUGGGCAUCUUGGGACACUUCAGCAAGACCAUGCUACUCUUCUUCAUGCCACAGGUGUUCAACUUCCUCUAUUCACUGCCUCAGCUCCUGCAUAUCAUCCCCUGCCCUCGUCACCGUAUACCCAGACUCAAUACCAAAACAGGCAAACUGGAGAUGAGCUAUUCCAAGUUCAAGACCAAGAGCCUUUCUUUCUUGGGCACUUUUAUUUUAAAGGUAGCAGAAAGCCUCAGGCUAGUCACAGUGCGCCAGAGUGAGAAUGAGGAUGGUGCCUUUACUGAGUGUAACAACAUGACUCUCAUCAACUUGCUACUUAAAAUCUUUGGGCCCAUACAUGAGAGAAACCUCACAUUGCUCCUGCUACUGCUGCAGAUCCUGGGCAGUGCUAUCACUUUCUCCAUUCGAUACCAGCUUGUCCGACUCUUUUAUGAUGUUUGAGUUCCCUGAAGAUUGCCCUUUACUAUGGCACGGUCUCCAGGGUCCUAACCUGGGCCAAUCUUGUGUCCAAGACUGCCUCCAGGCCCAGGCCUCUCCCACUGUUCACUAUACUCCAGAUUUUGUUGUUGCGUUUUCCUUCACCAGUUAUUAUCGACUUUCUGGGCCUUUCUAGCCCUCCAAUGAUAUUAAUUGGACUUUGGCUAUGAUUUUCUUCAUCUUGCCACUUUCCCUUCCCAUCUGAUCUUCGCAGCCUCCUAAGGUGGGAUGCAGCAACUAUAAUGCAGAUACUUAUAAUUUAACAUUCAGAGUCCUGACUCAAGGAAUAUGCUUCCAGAUAGAAUACCAGUCGGUCUCCAGUUCCCUAGCUGACUAUAUUGGCUGCUGAGGAAGGGCCACUACACAGACAUUGAUACUUUAAAUUAAGUGUUCUGAUUAGUAAGGUGGGGGCAGAUGCUCUCACUGGUGACAAUAAAGAGUUGAUUUUUUUCUUGUU